Messenger RNA from Talaromyces stipitatus ATCC 10500, 1455 nucleotides. RefSeq lists its product as uncharacterized. NCBI's taxonomy places the organism in Eukaryota, Fungi, Ascomycota, Eurotiomycetes, Eurotiales, Trichocomaceae. The record is from RefSeq and is a predicted model, not a curated record. Gene Ontology annotation, biological process: transmembrane transport. Bases 1 to 1455 code for a protein of 484 amino acids. Gene Ontology annotation, molecular function: transmembrane transporter activity. Gene Ontology annotation, cellular component: membrane. The transcript has 5 exons.
AUGGCGAACGCAAAUGAAGAAACUUCGUUAUUGAGUACAGCCACAGACAGCAGACUCCCUGAAGAAGAAUCUGUAUCGCAGCGCACAUCUUAUUACUCGAUCGAGAAUCGCCGUAUGCUGUAUACAAUUGCGUCCCUCUGCGUCGUCCUUUUGAUCUUCGAUCUAUCUAACUACAUAGCAGUAGUGCCACAGACAGCUAUCUAUGAAGAAAUUGUUUGUCGUGGUUAUUAUUCCUCGGAAAAAUUGGCACUGGGAAAUCCCAGCGGUGAUAAAUGCAAAGUCGAACCGAUCCAGAGCGAGGUGGCUCUAAUCAGUGGCUGGAGGGACACAUUUGACACCAUCCCAGAAAACGGCCCUCCUUGGAGCGGUUGGCUGUUUGCUCAGCGAUGUCUGGGUGAGAAUUGCUUGUUCCCACAUAUCCUUCCUCUCCGCUUUAUGUGGUUCUCAGGAGCUUUUCAACUCAUUGGGGGAGGUGCUACAAGCGUGGCGUCCAUGAUUUAUGUGAUGGCAGUGGAUGUGUGUCCUCCUGAGCAUAGGACGACAGCCUUCUCGCAAAUUACUGCAGCUGCUUUAAUAUCAGAAUUUCUCUCUGUCCAACUCAGCGCAUGGUUGAUGUCAAUAAGUCCCUGGAUCCCGUACCUAGGAUCAUCUUCAAUAUUUACGAUUGGACUAAUAUCGCUUAUCGUCCUGAUUCCCGAGACAUACAUCCCGAAAAGCGAGUCUUUGAUAGUAGACACGAGUACUGAAGAGGAGAAUUUGACUUCUGCACUCGGUCGCCCCAGUUGGAUAGUUCGAUUAGCCUCUCGCAUUGGCCAGCUGAAGAACAUGCUGGGAGCAAUUUUUAUCUGGAUGAGACGAAAUGUUCCAGCCAUGUUGAUCAUAUCUUCCUUCUUCAUUGCUAAUAUCGGAAAGCAAACAUCAGUUAUCUUACUACAAUACAUUACACAGAAAUUUCACUGGACGUUUGCGCAGCAUAAUAAGGCGGCAUUCGUUAUAUCUCUUCGAGCAGCUGGAAACUUGCUCGUCCUUACAAUCUUACUUCCUACUCUAUCAGAGUUCCUAGCUAGAAGGGCACACUUGGAUCGAGCAGCAAAGGACAAACGCCUCUCUCAAAUCAGCGUAGUCACAGUCAUCUUAGGUUAUCUUUUAAUCUUUGUUGCCGACUCGCCUGUAGAACUCUCUGCCGAAGUCAUCCUCUCUGCGCUCGUGUCCGCAUUUACGGUAACCGCAAGAAGUACUCUGUCUAGCUUGGUUGAUCAGAAAUAUCUAGCAACGGUAUAUAUAGGUCUUUCCGUCAUGGCUUAUAGCGGUAUAGUUGCUGGGGGGCCCUUGCUGGCCAGUUCCUUUCGCUGGGGGAUGAAACUUGGAGGCUUCUGGAUAGGAUUGCCUUUCAUUGUCGCUGCUGGUCUCUAUGUGGUCAUUCUUCUCGUGAUAUCAAUGACCAGAAUGUCAUGA